AUGCUAACAUAUAGGUUUGGCUCCGUCUAAUCUUUUGGGAUUCUUUGGUUCCUACAGAUGAUCAUGUUUUGACUAAAAUUUUCAAUGACCUUUUGUAUGUGGAUUACUUGAAUAGACUUUAUUCUUGCGGAUCCCCAGAAAACAUGUCUAGCCGAAUCUAUUUAUUUUCUGAGCACUCUGUAAAGGCUGGAUGUCAACGUAUCAUCUAUGACAGUUCAUGAAGAAUUAAUCGAAAAUUCGUUCCGAGAUGUCACCAGUUCGGAAUAUGAGCAUAAUGUUACUCACUUCCAGUACUGCCACGGUAUUGGCAGUGACUGCAAUGAUCCUGGCUCGAUCUGUAGAAGCAAAGGUCGUACGACCUCUCAACGGGUCUCAGGAUGUGACUUCUGGACCUCCACCUCUGGUCUCUGGACCUUCGGGCCUACUUUCUGGACCUCCUGAAAAUCCUGAGUAUUUGAAGCCUUGGGAAGAAAGAACGGAGAGAGUGGUUGAGAAUGCGGAAGAGCUGCUUAUCAACGAAUGUUGCUCCAGAGGGAUGAUACUUAAUGAUACACUGGAAUGCGAAACAGUUGAGAAGAAAGAUGAGAUUGUUGCCAUUGCUAACAGCAUUGCAGUCGAUGCGUCUAUGAAACCUGCCAAACUGAAUUCAGAUCAAAUGGUCCUAAGUGAAUAUUUUGCACAUAUUUGUUCAGGAGACAAAUCCGAAGUGGUGUACUGGCCUAAGGGUGGACAGCUCAAAACCCAUUACAUCAAUCACAAGAAUGGGGAGCUUUUGGUAGUUAACAAUACUAUGAAGAAGUUUCCAUCGACUACAUAUUGUGUGGAUGAAGCGAAACAUGAAGGAGAGCUAUCAUAUGCUUUGAUGAUGUGUCCCUGCACAGUCUCCACCUGCAUCCAAAAAUGCUGUCCAGAAACCAUGCACUUUGACACGAUCAUUGAGCAAUGUGUGCCUUCGAACCCAAACAUCUCCACCUUCCAACCAACUUUGCAACGAAUGAUGAAUGACACUCAGAAUGAACAUUUUUUCCUGACCUACGGAAUACCUCAAUGCAAAGGUCAAUUGAUGAUGUUGCUACUGAAUAUGACCAAGGUGUAUCCGCAGGAGAGUGGUUAUCUUAUGUUGGAUGAUGAAGAGAAUGGGCAGCAUCAGUUUUAUGAACGUGGGAAGUAAGGAUGUGUUCAUUAUUAGAAACUAUAUAGAAUACUUUACUAUAUUUCCGCAUCAUUAUCAAACGCUAAACUUGUAGUAGGUGGACUACAAACGAUACUCUCUUAACUGAUUUCUAGUACCACCGGUGGCAACCCCAACUGAAGAAAGUGCUUCCAACUAAGCCACCAUAAGCAAUCAUUUCUUUAUAGGAAACGAUACCAUUAUCAGUGAAAUACCGAUUACUUCUGGAUUUUGAACUGGAGUUUUUGCCGUUUUUCUGAAAUCUCUAAAAUAGGAAAAAUGUAUCAUCAAUCCUUUAUUUUGAGAAUGUGUUCAAAAUUCAAAAAGAUAUUAUAA
Messenger RNA from Acanthoscelides obtectus, 1507 nucleotides. Lineage: Eukaryota; Metazoa; Arthropoda; Insecta; Coleoptera; Chrysomelidae. The record is from the annotation of a GenBank genome assembly.